CAAUUUUUAUAAAAUAUGAAUUUGUUCUUAUUAAUUGAUUGAAACAUUUGUUGCGUAUAUCCAUAUAUACACCUUAUUCUGCAAGUCUCUCUAGUCUCUACUAACCCAGCUAGAGUGAGAGAUCAGAAAGAAGAGUAAUGGAUCACAAACACUAUCAAUCUCCUUUAGACCCAUCAUCAUCUUUUCCGACCACUACGACUAACAGAGACCACUAUCUGAAACAACUAAACAAGUUUUCACAUAACAUCUCCAAACCCAACAACAUUAAGAAACCCACGUUUGUUGUCUCUUCUUCUCAAAGCCUCACUCACAACAACACCUUCAACAAGCAACACGCUCUCCCCGCUGAGUCUCAGCCUCAAGUGUACAACAUCAGCAAGAACGAUUUCAGGGACAUGGUCCAAAAGCUGACCGGCUCACCCGGUCAUUCCCCGCAGCCCAAACCGGUUUCAACUUCUCGCCUCCACCGUUUGCGCCCGCCACCGCUGCCGCAAGUUUUUAGCAACCGCCCUCCGCCGCCGAAAUCCGGAAACGUCGUCGUCGCGCCUCCGUCGCCUCUGCCGCCGUUUCCCACCGUCCACGCGGAGUCUCCCGUCUCAGCGUACAUGCGCAGCUUUCUGCGGAACUCGGUGGCGUCUUCUUCGGAGUCGGAGUUUCAGAUACCAUUUUCACCGGUCACUUUUGGAUGCAUCAAUUCGUUGGUGCCCCUUUCACCGACUGUGCCGGUUUCGAGCCCUGGAUGGAGAGAUCUUUGAACUUGUUUUGUUGGGGUAUGUUUUGUACGUUGCGUGAGUCAUGAUGUUAUAUGUAGUUUAAUAUAAUUUGUAAUUUGAUUUGAUUAUAUUUCUAAAGUAAGAAUAGUUGGACGUAAAAGUGUUGGCUUUUUAGAAAUGGUGUAAAAUCCACGACGGAUGAUAUUAGAGUA
Messenger RNA from Glycine soja, 925 nucleotides. Its product is annotated as VQ motif-containing protein 9-like. NCBI's taxonomy places the organism in Eukaryota, Viridiplantae, Streptophyta, Magnoliopsida, Fabales, Fabaceae. The record is from RefSeq and is a predicted model, not a curated record. The coding region runs from base 138 to 755 and encodes 205 amino acids. The transcript has a single exon.